Messenger RNA from Exophiala xenobiotica, 651 nucleotides. RefSeq lists its product as uncharacterized. The record is from RefSeq and is a predicted model, not a curated record. NCBI's taxonomy places the organism in Eukaryota, Fungi, Ascomycota, Eurotiomycetes, Chaetothyriales, Herpotrichiellaceae. The transcript has 2 exons. Gene Ontology annotation, biological process: mitotic sister chromatid biorientation. The coding region runs from base 1 to 651 and encodes 216 amino acids. Gene Ontology annotation, cellular component: mitotic spindle pole body; DASH complex; mitotic spindle.
AUGUCGCAACCUGGUGCGGCGUCUCAAAGUCGCCAGGGUGGGCGUACUCAGUCUCGGUCUCCUAUAUCGCGACCAACAACGCCGCUUCGAGCAUCAUCUCGGUCAUCGUUCAGGACCUCUCAAAGUAACGCCUUUGCAGGGCCAUCUCCUCUGGACGCCCUUGAGCCUCAAUUUGCAGAACUUAGCGACUCAGUUGCAGACUUAGAAGCCAACCUGAUGCAUCUUCAAUUGAUGCACGAAAGUCUGAGCAGAUUCGGGGAAAGCUUUGCCAGUUUUCUGUACGGCUUGAACAUGAAUGCCUUUGUGGUGGACUUUCCUGAAGCACCCAUCUCAGAAUCCAUUAAGCGCUACCAGAAACGUCAGGGACAAGGCAAUAUGGACGAAACAACCACUUUGCAGAACAACUCUGGAGAAGGAAGAACUGGAGACAUGGAUGCAACAUUCAUGACUGCAGAUGCAAGCUUCACAAGUCUGAAAGCAACUCCACGUCGUAAGACAAUCGCACCUUCAGUCACACCAAGCACAACAUCAACAAUGAAACAAAGCAAUCCGAGCAGUCGCGGAGGAAAUGCAGGCAGGGCAAGCAGAGGUACUGGUCGCGCAGGAAGAGCCAGUGGUUUACCACGGGGUAGAGGAAGAGGAGCCAGAUAA